AUUAAGCACAUAACAGUUUUCAGCCCACUCAUCUCUGCUUCCCAGCUGCUACAAAACCCCCGUGAAGUGAAGGUUCCCGCCAAGGAGUGUGCAGUCUGGCUGUCUAAGACAAGAAAGAGCUUUCGCUGCUUGGAGUAUUUUCAAGGCGAGCAUGCUGCGCCUCGGGCUGCUCGUCGUGGCGCUGCUCGGGCUGCGCGGCGGCGCGGCUCUGGGGGAAGGCGAAGGCGGCGUGGCCCCGGCGGGAGGCAAAGGGACGGCGGCUCCCCUCAACACCUCCCUGGACGGCGGCCCCGCUCUCCCGCCGCCGCCGCCUCCGUGCACGAGCAGGACGGCCGUGGCCAAGACCUUCAAGUACAUCAACACGGUGGUGGCCUGCCUGGUCUUCGUGCUGGGCAUCAUCGGCAACUCCACGCUGCUCCGCAUCAUCUACAAGAACAAGUGCAUGAGGAACGGGCCCAACAUCCUCAUCGCCAGCCUGGCCCUGGGAGACCUGCUCCUCAUCGUCAUCGACAUCCCCAUCAACCUCUACAAGCUUCAUGCAGAAAACUGGCCUUUUGGAGUUGAAAUAUGUAAAUUGUUCCCGUUUAUUCAAAAGACAUCAGUGGGCAUCACCGUCUUAAGUUUAUGUGCUCUCAGUAUUGACAGAUAUCGAGCAGUAGCUUCAUGGAGCCGGAUCAAGGGAAUUGGUGUGCCAAAAUGGACAGCAGUUGAAAUUGUCUUGAUCUGGGUUGUGUCCCUUGUUUUAGCUAUUCCUGAAGCCAUCGGCUUUGAUAUGAUUACUAUGGAUUACAAGGGAGAGAAACUUAGGGUUUGCCUACUUAAUCCUCGGCAAGAAUCUUCUUUCAUGCAGAGUUACAAGGAAGCUAAAGAUUGGUGGCUUUUCAGUUUUUAUUUCUGCUUGCCAUUGGCAAUCACAGCACUUUUCUAUACACUGAUGACCUGCGAGAUGUUGAGAAAGAAAAGUGGGAUGCAGAUCGCUUUAAAUGACCAUUUGAAACAGAGACGUGAAGUGGCAAAAACAGUCUUCUGCUUAGUGCUAGUUUUUGCCUUAUGUUGGCUACCUCUUCAUCUCAGCAGAAUACUCAAGUUCACUCUUUAUAAUGAGAAUGACCCAAACAGAUGUGAACUUUUGAGCUUUUUACUGGUGUUAAACUACAUUGGCAUCAAUAUGGCAUCUCUGAAUUCCUGCAUUAAUCCCAUUGCUCUGUACUUAGUGAGCAAAAGAUUCAAGAACUGCUUUAAGUCAUGCCUCUGUUGCUGGUGCCAGUCCAAAGAUAUGCUCUCCCUGGAAGAAAAACAGUCCUGCUUAAAAUUCAGAGCCAAUGAUCACGGAUAUGACAAUUUCCGCUCCAGCAACAAAUACAGUUCAUCUUAAAGAAGCAACCGUGCUCUCAGUGUUAUUUUUGUCAGUGGAUGGAUGACAAAGGACUAUUAUAAAGACAUCAAAUUUUGGCAGGGUGGGGAAGGAUUGGGGGUUGCAUAAUAUUCAAAUCACUUCCAGUCUCUAUCCAAGGAUCACAACUAUUUUACACAAAAAUAUUCCUGCAAGAGGCAGACAAAUCCUUGUCAAAGCACUUAAACUCUUCAGAAUGAGCACUUCCAGAUCAUCUCCAGGGCUUGUAAAUGAAAUAGCUGUGUAUGACCCUGGAGGCCUGAGUAAUAAUUCUCACUAUAUACAGUAUAAUGUGACUAUUGUUGGGAGAAAGCCAGGUUAGUCUAUAAAUCAAUGUAAUCUUUUUCUUUUCUUUUCUUUUUUUUUGGGGGGUGGGAGUCACAGAAGAGUCUGUCAGUCUAACCUAUAAUCCCACCUCAGAUGUGAAGUGUCUAUAUUGUAAUACAGCAGGCAUGGCGCUUCAUGUCACAGAUAAGGAACAAUCAAUAAUUUUAUCUCUGUAGAUCGAAAGAGAAUAAAAGAGCCCAGUUAAACAAAACAAAAAAAACAAGUAAUUCUUAGGUAAGAAAAUAUAAACCUGCAAUUUGGGAUAGAACAACACAGGAUAGCAACAGAUCUUUGCAAAUCUUGGCAGAGUUACUUAUUUUGUGUGCAGUUUCCAGGAAAUUUUCCCUAAUUUGUAUCAGACUCAAAUUUUAUCUCCUCAUUCUCCUUCCCCAAGUAUGGCAUUUUCUUCUCAUCCCCAACUUUUAAAAAAUAGUAAAUAGCCCUGGUAAAUUGCCUCCCAUUUUUUAGACCUGCCUAUAAUAUAAUUAAGAGCAUCCCUAUUCUCAUAUAUAUAUUUCUUGGUAUAGCAAGAAGUUACUAAUACUGUCCUAUGGCAGAAAAAAAAUCACUUCUUUUCACAGAGCUCUAGCUAUCAUAGAUAACCUUUGUAGCUGCAGAUAUGAAAGAGUGGAGGAUCUCAACCUUCACCUUUAUGGAGCCUUCAAAGGAGACUUUAGUUCUGCUUUUGUAAAUAUUCUGGUUGAGACAUAACUAAGCCUGGAUUAGUAAGUAAUAAAAUACGGGCUGGUCCCAGUGUUAUUGUCUGUAUGAGAGAGAGAGAAUGUGUUUAUAAUACACGUGAAAUGAACUGCCAGGAGCAUUUGCAUUUUGUGUAUGCAUCACAGAGUACUAUUUCAAAAAUAAUACUAUUAGUUAACACAGGUUGAAGUUUAUUGCCAGUAUUAAUAAGAGAGCCAACAUAGUGCAUUACUGCGAGCGUUCGAUUAUGGUUGGAUCUACACUGCUAUAUAAUCCAGUUCAGUGCAGUUAAUCUGCAUUCUGAAACUGCAUUAUAUGACAUUGUAGGUUUAGCCUAUGAGUGACAGAUAAGAGUUUCAAUCCCUGCUCUACUGUGGAAACCUAUUGGUUGACUUUGGACUGGUCACUAUAUCUUUGCCUAAGAAGAAGGUAAUAGUAAGUCUUCUCUGAAUAAAUCAUGCCAAGAAAACCUUAUAAUUGGGUUGUCAUCAGUCCAAAAGUUUCAUCAGUUCAAUAGUUUCACUCUGAGGCAGAGUGUGCUGCCUCAGAGCAUCAUGAAGUCUCCUUCUCGAGAGGUUUUUAAACAGGCUGGAUGGCCAUCUGUCGGAGGUGCUUUGAUUCUGUGCUCUUGGAUGUCAGGGGAUUGGAUGGCCCUCGUGGUUUCCUCCAACUCUUUGAUUCCAUGAUAGCACCUUUAUUCUGAGACAUACUGUGGCUGAUGUGAAUGAAAUGCCUAUAUAACCAAAAUGCUAUAUAGAAGGAACAGCCAAAGAGAGCUCUGGGGCUAAAUGUGCCUCCCGAAGCCAUUUUUGCUAAUCCUACCCACUAUCACCACUACUGUCACACACUUUCCUGUGCUGGCAAAAGGUGAAUGUUCUCUCUUGGAACAAUUCCGGAACAGGGAUUCAGCCCAGAGAAUGGCAAUGGCAGGCCUCUUCUGAAUGAAUCAUGCCAAGUAAACCCUCUGAUAGGAUCACCUUAUGGUCGCUAUAGGUCAGGAAUGACUUGAAAGCAUAACACCCCAUCAGCAACAGCAAAAUAAAAAGCUUGACUAAGAUGCAUGUGUUGAUGCCAGUGAGACUUCCAGCAUCUUAAAAUAAGCCAAGAGCCAGGAUUCUGUUGAAUGUCCUCGCUAUCACUGCUAUGGGUGGUAACAUUUAUGUACUGUAUGUAUAUGAUAUACUAGUAAUUCAGUUUUAAUGUGCAGUUUUCAUAGUUUUGAUGUAUUGUAUGGGUUUGGGGGAGUUUGAUGAACUUAUUGUGAUGUAUAUUGUUUUGUUAUUGUUAUGUAGAGCAGAAAUGGGCAACUGUAGGAGGUCAGAAGGUUGCAGAUGUCCCACAGGACACAUUGCAGGGCAACACUUCUCUCAUUCCCUCCAAAAUUCAAAAUUGGUUUUGUGGGGCCUGGGACAUCAUAAAUUCAGGAGGGGCUUUUUUGUCUCACAUUCUUGUCCUACAUAUUAUUUCAUGGAAAUCACCCUGUUUAGAUCCUAGCAUGUGACAAACCCAGUGCAUGGGCUAUGUGUGUUGAACAAGUUGCCUUCUUUUUUGGAAUUUGAUCACAUAUAUUGUGCCUUAGCCUCAUAUAUAACUAUGGACACAAUGAGUAUAUAUACACUGCCUACUUUUUUAAAACCAUAGUGCCUACGAAAUAUAUAAUUAUCAGUUU
This is a messenger RNA of Anolis sagrei ordinatus, 4088 nucleotides long. It is a transcript of the gene EDNRB, whose product is annotated as endothelin receptor type B. The record is from RefSeq and is a predicted model, not a curated record. Lineage: Eukaryota; Metazoa; Chordata; Lepidosauria; Squamata; Anolidae. Gene Ontology annotation, biological process: developmental pigmentation; vasoconstriction; enteric nervous system development. Gene Ontology annotation, cellular component: plasma membrane. Gene Ontology annotation, molecular function: endothelin receptor activity.